UUGCCAGCGGCGUGGUGACAGCCGGCCAUAAAGCAGCUUCGGGUAAGUAUCGCCACGAACACAAAGCGAGUGGAUGGCCGCCGCUGUCGGAGCUCGACUGCUGUAUUUUCAGCCUGCAGUCUGAGCUCGGAACCAGCGGCAGGGCCGCCGUUGCAGCGCGGACAGUGGCCGGGUCGGACCGGUACUUCCGUUGCUGUGGAGAGGAGCCGUUCAACAAUGGCCUGGACGUCGCCAGUUCUUUUUGGUACUGGAGAUCGAGUAGUAGAAAUGGAAGAUACAGAAGUUGAAAAUCUUGCCGUAUCUAUUUCAUCUGAUGUUGAUGCUGAGUUUGAUGCAGUCAUUGGGCACAUAGAAGAUAUUAUUAUGGGUGAGGAAUUUCAGGUGCUACAGCGACAUUUUAUGGACAAAUACUACUUAGAGUUUGAGAAUACUGAAGAAAACAAGCUCAGUUACACUUCAAUUUUCCAAGAAUAUGUCGAUUUGUUAGAGAAGUACAUCGAGCAGCAGUUAAUAGAGAGGAUACCAGCCUUCAAUAUGACUACAUUUAUUACAUCAUUACAGCAACAUAAAGAUGAAAUAUCUGGAGAUAUAUUUGACAUGCUGCUGACCUUCACUGAUUUCCUGGCUUUCAAAGAAAUGUUCCUUGACUACAGAAUGGAAAAAGAAGGGCGCGGCCUUGACUUUAGCGGCGAUCUCAUAGUAACACCCUUAUCGAAAUCCUCAUCAUUGUCUCCAGCUUCAAAUAAUAUUCUACCUUUGCAAUAGCUUAACUGUAUGUUUGUAAAGUCCUGCAUUUAUUCCUGUACAGUGAUGUAUUCCAUCCAUGAUGAAGAAACAGGCAUUUUGAUAUGUUUCAGUAUUCUCUACUGAAUUCUAAAGCUCAGAAGUCUGAGAAUCCAACCUAUACAAGAACUCAGGACAACAGUUUUGCAACCCUUAAAUCGAAUCCAAUGUACGUUACAGUCUAUAUUUUAUCCCUUUCAAAUCAGAAUGCUAUAGUGAUAACUCCCUUUCAGAUUUUGCUUAGAAUAUAGAACACUACAACACAGUACAGGCCCUUUGGCCCACAAUGUUGUGCCAACCUUUUAUUCUUUUCUAAGAUCAGUCUACCCCUUCCCUCCUACAUAACCAUUCAUUUUUGUAUAUAAGAGUUUCUUAAAUGUCCCUAAUGUAUCUUACCUCCUCUGGCAAGGUGUUCCAUACCCCCACAGCUCUCUGUGUAAAGAACUUGCUUCUGACAUUCCCUCCCCCCAUCCCAUACUUUCCUCCAAUCACCUUUAAUGAUGCCCCCUUGUUUUUGCAGACUAUUUCUAUUCGUUCUAGGACUCAUGAAAAGUUGCAAAUUUCCAGAGUUUUUGGGAGCCAUAUAAAUAUUGUAACUGCAGGCAAAUAUUAUUGUCAUUCAGGAAAGAAAGGAAUUAAUGAUGCUUUAGGGCAAACCAAGUCCACUUUCAGUCCUGAUCCAGGACCUUGACUCAACAGUGAGCAAGUCCAUCACCCUCCAGCAAAUUGUUUGCUUCAUGAGCCAACAUUUGCAGUCCUUUGUGUCUGAAUUUUAGGAAAAUUAACUCUGAACACCAUUGAAUUGAACAUCCAAAAACAAUAUUUCCCUUGUUUUCUGCUUCAUAUUUCAAGGCCAGCCAGCUCAGAGUCCAUUCCAACUCCUGGAGCAGGCAAUCCCAUUAGUUCCAUGCCUCUUCUUCAUUUGCUUUCAUCAUCAAAUUAUUUUCUUAUCACACAUGCCCAAUCCAUUCCUUUGUCAUUUACUCUUACACAAUGGACUAAUUCAUCUACCAGCCCGUCUUUAACCAGAGCAACCAACAGAAACCUGUAGAGCCACAAAGAAAAAUGUGCAAACUGCACAGAGGGCAUCUAAGAUUAGCACUGAAUCCUAGUCUCUGGAGCUGCACCAGUUGCCGUGACACUCUGACCUCUUUUAUCUUGCAAAUUAAUUUAAUGUAUGCAAAAUGAAAUCUCCUCCCUGAGCUGAUUGGAAUCUCUAAAUCCAGGCAACGCUAAAUCAGGUUUUAUAAUCUCCUGUGCCUAAAUUCAAAUUGUACUUUAACUUGUCAUAGCACUGAAACAUUGUCUGACCUGAAACCAAGACUUCCACAGAGAAUUGAAUUAACACAAUGCAUUUGGCCGUUGUCUUAAUAACAUAAUGCACACAACUGACAAAAUCUCAAAUAUCCAAAGUUUUUGGCAUCUUAAUUAGAGAAUACCAUAACAUUUUGACUUGCUUGAAACAUUUUUGUGAGAUAUCAGUAUAGGCAACUAGUGUUCUUUUACCACUUAAUUUCUAUUCAUAUGACUGCUUAAUUGUCCAGUAAUGUUGAGUGUUGUUUAUUCCAGUUAAUAGAUGUAACUCAGCCUUUUAGUGCUACUACAGUUUAACAUGUAAGAAAGAAGAUUUUGUUAAGAAGAGUGCAGAGUAUUAUGGCUUUCUUAGUAAAGAGAAGUGAAUUUGUCAAUUUAGCUUUUGUUUCACUGUGGGUUAUGAAUGUUUAUAUUUUCAUAUUUGUACAUUUUUAUUCCAAUGUAUUUUGAAUAAAGGGUUGCUGAAAUGCA
Molecule: messenger RNA, 2568 nt
Organism: Hypanus sabinus (Atlantic stingray)
Lineage: Eukaryota; Metazoa; Chordata; Chondrichthyes; Myliobatiformes; Dasyatidae
Gene: arl2bp
Product: ADP-ribosylation factor-like 2 binding protein
Exons: 7
Coding region: 217-765 (182 amino acids)
Biological process (GO): maintenance of protein location in nucleus; positive regulation of tyrosine phosphorylation of STAT protein
Cellular component (GO): mitochondrial intermembrane space
Source: RefSeq, a predicted model, not a curated record